UUACUCUAACUCAGCAGUGAGCGUCAGCAGUUCCCCAAAAUCUCAGAAGUAAGAACAGUAGGGGACUCCCAAAAGCCCCGAUGACAGAAGGUUUAUCUGCCGAUCUCAGUGAGUCUAAAAUAUCAAACAACACCGGGGACCGUGUUCACCAAACACAUCAGCAGCAGGAUCGCUUUUUAACAAACUCGAUUUUGUGUCAUUUUAACUUUUUUUUUUGAAUGAAGUUUUCGCGAUCAACCGAGUUGGCAUAGACUUUAGUGUAUUCCAAAAAUGAUCAACCCCUUCAUGGAUUCCAACCCCCAUCUACCACCGGGGGCUCUGAAGCUGAGCCCACCUCACCACAUGAACGAUGGGGGGUUCGUUCACGGACAAUCCAACCAGUUCAGUCCCCCAUCCAGUGGAUACGGGGUUCCCCAUUCUCAUCACGUGAGCAGCUACUCGGCCCGGGAGUUCUUACUACGGCGGCCAGACAUCUCUAUUCCGGGACACGAUGCCAAUGGGAACAGUCAUUCGGGGAUGUUCGGAGCCACGGCGGGGGCCUUCCACUCCCAUCCCUCGGAAACAUCUAGUCACAUGUUACUAUCUGGACUCCAUGAGUCUGCCCACUACCCCAGCAGCCAUCAUCACGUCAAUGGACGGUUUGGACUUCAUUCGGACAUGUAUUCACGCGCGGAGCAGUACAACCAAAUUGCACCCCCUCGUCAUGACCAUUUCCCGACCCCUCAGCCUUUCAACAUGCCCCCCAUGAACGGAAUGAACCCCAUGAACAUGGGAGCCCAUGGACCGGGAGCCUUUUUCCGUUAUAUGCGGCCUCCAAUAAAGCAGGAACACACGUGUCUUUGGAUAGAGAAGGACCAGUUGGAGCCGAAAAAACCCUGCAAUAAAGUGUUUUCGACUAUGCAUGAAAUUGUGACCCAUUUAACAGUUGACCAUGUCGGUGGGCCCGAGCAGACGGACCACGCCUGUUACUGGCAAGAGUGUGCGAGGGAUGGACGCCCGUUCAAAGCCAAAUACAAACUUGUCAACCAUAUCCGAGUCCACACAGGAGAGAAACCGUUUCCUUGUCCGUUUCCGGGAUGCGGAAAAGUGUUCGCGAGAAGCGAGAAUUUGAAGAUUCAUAAAAGAACACAUACAGGUGAAAAGCCGUUCAAGUGUGAAUUUGAUGGAUGUGAUCGUCGAUUUGCAAACAGCUCGGACCGGAAGAAGCACAGUCACGUGCACACGAGUGACAAGCCUUACAACUGCAAAGUUAGAGGCUGUGACAAAAGUUACACACACCCUAGUUCCCUCCGAAAGCACAUGAAAGUCCACGGGAACAUCUCCCCGAGUAUGGAAGAGAAAGAUUCCGACGACAGUCAUUCUGACGGUGAAGCCCCUCCCUCUAGUCCGCCAUUAUCAAAAUCCCUUCAUACUCCGAUCCCGACCAAUACCACCGGAACCGGAAGUUCACAGCCGCAGCAACAGCAGCAGCAAACUCCGCCCGUUUCCUCAAUGUCGAGCCCGACCUUGCCACACGAAGUAAAUUCUAGUCUUCCCCAUAAUAACACAACGAACCUUAGCGAAUGGUAUGUCUGUCAAGGAACGAAUGGACCCCCGGGAUUGAGUGUUUCUCACACGAGCGAACAAUCAGCUUUGGGCACACUCGGCCAUCUUCAAAAUCUACAACCCCCUCCAAUACUUCAGUUCUCUUGAGAAAUCGAUCAUUGGUUUUUUUUUCUUUCACCUUAAAGGACUUGUCUAGAUCAUCGGUGUUAAAACAAAGACGAUCAUACCCACCUCCUGCAAAUAAUUCUACACCUAAUGAUCGAUAUUUGUUGAUUCUUGGGCAGGUAUGCGUUCUCUGUGUUUUGAAUCCUCAAGCUUUCUUGAUCGGGAUCGGGGGAUUAUGAAAAUGAUUUGAAGACGUGACUUAUCAAUGUGUAACUUACAUUUCUACUGUUUUAAAGCGACCGAGGGGAACGGAUUCUCACGAGUUCUCCCCCAGAUGUUCUAAUCUACAGAUAACUAUAUAUUUGUAUUAGGUUUUAAGUUAUUUUCACAUUUCAUGGUAUUGUCAUUAAUCAAAUUAUACACCUGUAUAAUGAUAAAUGAACAUUGAAUAAUUAUACCCAUGUAUAACAUGGUAAAUAAUGUAAAUAAAAUUCCUAUGAAUAUAGA
Messenger RNA from Magallana angulata, 2157 nucleotides. RefSeq names its product zinc finger protein ZIC 4-like. Gene Ontology annotation, cellular component: nucleus. Gene Ontology annotation, biological process: central nervous system development; regulation of transcription by RNA polymerase II. The transcript is spliced from 2 exons. Gene Ontology annotation, molecular function: DNA-binding transcription factor activity, RNA polymerase II-specific; RNA polymerase II cis-regulatory region sequence-specific DNA binding. Lineage: Eukaryota; Metazoa; Mollusca; Bivalvia; Ostreida; Ostreidae. Bases 271 to 1692 code for a protein of 473 amino acids. The record is from RefSeq and is a predicted model, not a curated record.